Molecule: messenger RNA, 417 nt
Organism: Cladocopium goreaui
Lineage: Eukaryota; Dinophyceae; Suessiales; Symbiodiniaceae
Source: the annotation of a GenBank genome assembly
AUGCCCAACACCUUGCGCAGAGCAUUCUGGACUACCUCAAGCGAAUGCCCUGCUUCAAGGAUGGUCUGCGGGUGGACCUCGCAGUCCUCUUGGGCAGGAGUGCAUUGCACGGCGUCAUAUUCGUUGGCCGAUUUGUCAGAAGCACAUGCUGCUUUGAAAGGCCACGUCAUGAUCCGGCACCCAACUAGCAGCAAUUUGGCAGUAGCCCUUGCUGUGGAGCAUUUCCAUGGUCAUGUCAUGGAGGCGGGUCGGGUUUUCUUGCGCGUCUUCUUGGGCGUUGUCGUCCCCACCGACUUCUGCUUGGUGAGCGCGUAUGUUUCUUGCUUGAGCCAAAACAGCUAUGCUCUACGAAAAGUAUACUUUGAAAUCAAGGAACAUGUCGCACCGCAGAAGUGGAUGACACGAUAUCAGUCCUAA